Molecule: messenger RNA, 1247 nt
Organism: Miniopterus natalensis
Lineage: Eukaryota; Metazoa; Chordata; Mammalia; Chiroptera; Miniopteridae
Gene: TMEM187
Product: transmembrane protein 187
Cellular component (GO): transport vesicle
Source: RefSeq, a predicted model, not a curated record
CCGCCCGUUGCGCAGGCGCAAAACCUAUUUUUCGGGUCCGCCCUUUUUAGAGAUUUGAAUUUCCCCCAGCUAAGUGAGAGAGACAAAAUACCCGGAUGGUGAUCGGUGGCCUUUUCGCGCCAAUACUGUGAGUUCUCACAACAACCUUGAGAGGAAAAAGGCAGACCAGUCCUCCACUCGUGCCAGCCAAUCAGCAGAACCCCCACCUUCCUCUGGCCUGCCACCGCCACUCCCGGGCAAGGUUGUAGCAUCUGCAUCGGAAAUCACGGGACGUCUUCCUGCUGGCUCAGCUGGGAGGCAGAGAAGUGUUUUGCAAAAGCUGUUUAUCUGAAUUCUGAAAUAACGGCGAAGGCUCUGCCACUCUUUUAAGCUCUCUGCCCCAAGUCACAGCUAGGGUUCCAGAUGAAGCCCAAGUCAGGGCAGGCCCUCUGCCAUGUGGCCGUGGCCAGCUGCCUCUGCAUGGCCACUGUCUACACGGGUGUUUUUGAAAGCGUCUUUGUCGAAGUGGGCUAUGAGCACUAUGCGGAAGCCCCAGUAGCCAGCCUCCCCACCUUCCUAGCCAUGCCCUUCAACUCGCUUAUUAACUUGGCCUAUGUGCUCCUGGGAGUAUACUGGCUACAGAGAAGUGUUAGUGCCCCAGGGCACCCCAGUGAGGUGCAGCGGGCUUGUUACCUGAAGGAUGUCUUUGCUGGCAUGGCCCUGGUCUACGGCCCCGUGCAGUGGCUGUGGAUUGGACUGCAGACACACCCCGCUGCUGUGCUCGACCAGUGGUUCACCUUACCCAUCUUUGCAUGGCCAGUGGCCUGGUGCCUCUACCUAGACAGGGGCUGGGAGCCCUACCUGCUCCUAGCCAUCGAGUGCCUCUCGCUGUUCAGUUAUGGCCUUGCCUUGCUGCACCCCUGUGGGUUUGAGGUCGCCCUGGGUUUGCACAUUGCUGCUGCCAUGAGCCAGGCCCUGCGUGUCCACAGGCGCUACGGCAGCAAUUGCUCAGGAGUGUACUUGGUUCUGGGAGUAGUAUCCUGCCUGGGCUUUGUGAUCCUCAAGCUGUGUGACCAUCAGCUAGCCCGGUGGCAUCUCUUCCAGCGGCUUACAGGCCACUUUUGGUCCAAAGUCUGUGAUGUGCUUCAGUUCCACUUUGCAUUCUUAUUUUUGACAAAUUUAAACACUUGCCAGAGACUCCCUCUUGAGGGGAAGAUGCAUUAAAGUAUGGAAAGAAGCUACUUAACAGAUGCUGACCCCCCAGUGUC